AGAGAAGAGGCGGAAGAGAAGUGAGCAGACUGACAGGCUGAAAUUUAACUUGACAUUCAGUAAAACUAGACAUAAACUGCUCGCAAACAUGGCCAAGCCGCUGACGGACCAGGACAAGAGGAAGCAGAUCUCGGUUCGAGGUCUGGCCGGGGUGGAGAACGUCUCGGACCUGAAAACUAAUUUCAACAGGCACCUCCACUUCACCCUGGUGAAAGACCGAAAUGUGGCCACCAAACGGGACUACUACUUCGCCCUGGCCAACACGGUCCGGGACUACCUGGUGGGCCGCUGGAUCCGGACGCAGCAGCACUACUACGAGAAAGACCCCAAACGCGUCUACUACCUCUCCCUGGAGUUUUACAUGGGACGCACUCUGCAGAACACAAUGGUCAACCUGGCCUUGGAGAACGCCUGCGAUGAAGCCACGUACCAGCUGGGUCUGGACAUGGAGGAGCUGCAGGACAUCGAGGAAGAUGCUGGUCUUGGCAACGGUGGUCUGGGUCGCCUGGCUGCUUGCUUCCUGGACUCUAUGGCCUCUCUGGGUCUGGCUGCCUACGGAUACGGCAUCCGCUACGAGUUUGGAAUCUUCAAUCAGAAAAUAGUCGACGGCUGGCAGGUGGAGGAAGCUGACGACUGGCUGCGUUACGGGAACCCCUGGGAGAAGGCUCGCCCUGAGUACAUGCGGCCAGUCCACUUCUACGGACGAGUGGAGCAAACAGCUGAGGGAGUGAAGUGGGUCGACACACAGGUGGUUCUGGCUCUUCCUUAUGACACCCCAGUACCCGGCUACAGAAACAACAUCGUCAACACCAUGAGACUGUGGUCUGCUAAGGCCCCCUGUGACUUUAACCUAAAGGACUUCAAUGUUGGCGGCUACAUUCAAGCCGUGCUGGACAGAAACCUGGCUGAGAACAUCUCCAGGGUCCUCUACCCCAACGACAAUUUCUUUGAAGGGAAGGAGCUGCGUCUGAAGCAGGAGUACUUCGUCGUAGCAGCGACUCUUCAGGACAUCAUCCGUCGAUUCAAAGCCUCCAAGUUUGGCUCCACGGAGUUUGUGCGUCUAGACCUUUCUACGCUGCCAGACAAGGUGGCCAUCCAGCUGAACGACACCCAUCCUGCUUUGGCCAUCCCCGAGCUGAUGAGGAUCCUGGUGGACUUGGAGAAUCUCACUUGGGGGAAGGCCUGGGACAUCGUGGUUCGUACCUGUGCCUACACCAACCACACCGUCCUGCCCGAAGCCCUGGAGCGCUGGCCCGUCGACCUCUUCCAGAACCUGCUGCCCCGUCACCUGGAGAUCAUCUACGAGAUCAACAGGAGGCACCUGGAGCGAAUCGCCAAGCUCUACCCUGGAGAUCUUGACCGCCUGCGUCGCAUGUCCCUGAUCGAGGAAGGGGACAGCAAGAAAAUCAACAUGGCCCACCUGUGCAUUGUGGGAUCUCAUGCAGUCAACGGAGUGGCCCGCAUCCACUCGGAAAUCAUCAAAGACACCGUGUUCAAGGAUUUCUACGAAGUAGACCCUGAUAAGUUUCAGAACAAGACCAACGGCAUCACACCCAGGCGCUGGCUGGUCAUGUGCAACCCCGGCCUGGCUGAGGUCAUCGCAGAGAGGAUUGGUGAGGACUACAUCCGUGACCUGGACCAGCUGAAGAACCUUCUGGACUUUGUGGACGAUGACGCCUUCAUUCGGGAUGUUGCCAAAGUCAAACAAGAGAACAAGAUGAAGUUUGCUGCCCACCUCGAAGAGCAGUACAAGGUGAAGAUCAACCCCAACUCCAUGUUUGAUGUCCAGGUGAAGAGGAUCCACGAGUACAAACGGCAGCUGCUCAACUGCCUGCACAUCAUCACGCUGUACAACCGGAUAAAGAAGGAACCUAACAAGUCAUGGACCCCCAGGACCAUCAUGAUCGGAGGAAAGGCGGCUCCAGGUUAUCACACUGCCAAGAUGAUCAUCAAGCUGAUCACAUCAAUUGGAGACAUUGUCAAUAAUGACACCGUGGUGGGAGAUCGCCUCAAAGUCAUCUACCUGGAGAACUAUCGGGUCACUCUGGCUGAAAAGGUCAUCCCUGCAUCUGACCUGUCGGAGCAGAUCUCCACAGCUGGUACUGAGGCCUCUGGCACCGGGAACAUGAAGUUCAUGCUGAAUGGAGCCCUCACCAUUGGCACCAUGGAUGGAGCCAAUGUGGAAAUGGCAGAGGAGGCUGGAGAAGAGAACCUCUUCAUCUUCGGUAUGAGGGUGCCCGACGUGGAUGCUCUCGACAAGAAGGGCUAUGACGCCGCAUCGUACUACAACCGCAUCCCCGAGCUCAAGCAGGCGAUGGACCAGAUAUCUGGAGGGCUCUUCAGCCCCAGCCAGCCUGACCUCUUCAAAGACCUCGUCAACAUGCUGAUGCACCACGACAGGUUCAAGGUGUUUGCAGACUAUGAGGCCUACAUCAAAUGUCAAGAGAGAGUCAGCGCACUCUACAAGGACCCCAAAGAGUGGACCAAGAUGGUGAUUCACAACAUUGCUGGCUGUGGUAAAUUCUCCAGUGACCGCACCAUUUCCCAGUAUGCCAAGGAGAUCUGGGGCAUGGAGCCCAGCUUGGAGAAGAUCGCUGCUCCCGACGAUCCUCGCUAAAAACCAACGCCUGCCUCGUCCCCCUCACUAUAGCUCACCAUGUGGUCCAAGCACUGGAGAAGCCCCCGCCCCCCCUGUAGCUGUUUCACUGUGUACUAUGGCAUUAUUUCUUGACAUUAUUGACCCCUACACAGCCUCUAUUACUUCCAGUUCAUGUUGCAGUAAUAUGUAUCGAAGUGGGCUAAUCCAGAAACUGGAUUCUGGAUUUUCCCUCUGUGCGCCAGCAAUGCAGAUUCUCAGUGCUGGGUUAAAACCUCCACGUCAGCAUUUCAGCUGUUGGCCUAGAUUUAAUCUUUGAAUCAUAGGAAUCGUGAAAACAUUAAAGACAUGUUCCCUUAUUUUGUUAUAGCAUCCACUAGUUUGACAAAGUUUCCAAACUACUGAAGUUUAGAAAUUUGGUCAAAACAUCAAGCAGGAGCUGAGAGAAAAAUCUUUUGAGCGCUAUAACAAAAUCAGAGACAAUAUCUUCAACUUCACAGUGAUUCCAAUGACUGUUCUUCCUGCAUUCCACUUAGACCUCUGAGCCUAUGUGGCUCCCAAAACCCAGCAAACCCGUCGCUUAACCCUAGCACUGUUAUGGUCCAGAACCAGCCUACGUCUUCCAUGGAAGAGAGAGGGGACAGCCUGUGGUUAACGUGCACCGCCGCCUUGUAGCAGCACUGUGACUGGACGGUGUCGGAGGGAAGCCAUGUCUCCAUAUUUACAGCACAUUAACAUUUAAUUAAUGUUUCGUAUUUUAAAAAACUGUCCAAUGGCCCGGUUAGUGUUUCAUGGUGUUCUGUGCAUAUAUCCAUUUAUGUGUGUGUUAUUACCAAUGGGGGUCAGAGGAGCCCUGUGAUGCAGAUGUUCUGACUCAUCAGUUUAGCUGCGAUGUCCUCAGCAUGUUUGUGUCUCAUUCUGCUGUACCCUCUUCAUAAAAGUGACCUGUAUUAGAAGAUAACAAAGCCUUCUCUGCCUAAAAACCCAAAGUGACUGAACUGACUUUAGAAGAUGUGUGUAUUCUGUAGGUUAGUUGUGUAUGUGUGUGUGUUUAGCAUAUGUGAGUCCAUGACGCUGGCUAUCAGCUCGAUCGAUGUACUGUAACAGCAUACUGUCCUGCUCCAGCUACUGUCUGAGUGACUGUGGUGCUGAAGAACUGCUCCCUACACUGAACCUCCCAUUUCACCCUCAGCCAGUGUUUCUCUUUUUUUUUUGUCAAUAAAUGACAAAACUACAUCAA
Anoplopoma fimbria (sablefish) is the source of this 3836-nucleotide messenger RNA. It is a transcript of the gene pygmb, whose product is annotated as phosphorylase, glycogen, muscle b. The record is from RefSeq and is a predicted model, not a curated record. Lineage: Eukaryota; Metazoa; Chordata; Actinopteri; Perciformes; Anoplopomatidae. Gene Ontology annotation, molecular function: pyridoxal phosphate binding; glycogen phosphorylase activity. Gene Ontology annotation, cellular component: cytoplasm. Gene Ontology annotation, biological process: glycogen catabolic process. The coding region runs from base 89 to 2617 and encodes 842 amino acids. The transcript is spliced from 20 exons.